CACUAGGCACAGCUCAAACUCUACCCCGCCUUCUGCGCCAGACACGCGUCGCGUUUCCUACGGCUUUCCGUAGUCCCGCUAAGUCUCGCGAGACCGUGGCAGCCCACCGCAGAGAACGCUUCCGGGAGGUUACCGUGGCGCGGCCGAGUCUCUCGGCUUGCUGGAGCGCGGGCUCGGGAGCCGGAUUCUGGCGGGCUGGCCAUGGACCGCGACUUGCUGCGACAGUCGCUGGGCUGUCACGGCCCGGCACUACUGUCGCUGCUGCGGAGCGAGCAGCAAGACAACCCGCACUUCCGGAGCCUCCUAGGGACGGCAGCCGAGCCCCCCCGCGGCGCGGCACCUCCUCAGGGAGCUGGCAGGAAAGAGAAGAGAGCUGACAACAUAGAAAUACAAAAAUUCAUCUCCAAAAAAGCAGACCUGCUUUUUGCACUGUCUUGGAAAUCAGAUGCGCCUACAUCCUCUGAAGUGCAUGACGACAAUGACAAUCAUUAUGCGGUCAUGCCACCAUUAGAGCAGUUCAUGGAGAUCCCAGGCUUGGACCGGAGAGAGCUGUUUUUCCGAGAUAUUGAACGUGGUGAUAUAGUGAUUGGAAGAAUCAGCUCUAUUCGAGAGUUUGGUUUUUUCAUGGUGUUGAUCUGUUUGGGAAGUGGCAUCAUGAGGGACAUAUCUCACUUAGAGAUCACAGCUCUUUGUCCCUUAAGAGAUGUGCCUUCUCACAGUAACCAUGGAGAUCCUUUAUCGUAUUACCAAACUGGUGACAUAAUUCGAGCUGGAAUCAAGGAUAUUGACAGAUACCAUGAAAAGCUUGCAGUAUCUCUGUACAGCUCAUCUCUUCCACCACACCUAUCUGACAUUAAACUAGGUGUGAUUACUUCUGAAGAGCUACCUUUGUACUACAGGAGGAGUGUUGAACUAAAUAGUAAUUCUUUGGAGUCCUAUGAAAAUAUCAUGCAGAGUUCUCUGGGAUUUGUUAAUCCAGGAGUAGUUGAAUUCCUUCUAGAGAAACUAGGAAUAGAUGAAUCUCAUCCACCAUCAUUAAUGAGAGGCCUACAAAGCAAAAAUUUCUCUGAAGAUGAUUUUGCUUUGGCUUUAAGAAAGAAGCAGUCAGCAUCUUGGGCUUUAAAAUGUGUGAAGAUUGGAGUCGAUUAUUUUAAGGUUGGACGACAUGUGGAUGCUAUGAACGAAUAUAAUAAAGCUCUGGAAAUAGACAAACAAAAUGUGGAAGCUCUGGUAGCUCGUGGAGCAUUAUAUGCAACAAAAGGAAGUUUGAACAAAGCAAUAGAAGAUUUUGAGCUAGCAUUAGAAAACUGCCCAACUCACAGGAAUGCAAGAAAAUACCUCUGCCAGACUCUUGUAGAAAGGGGAGGGCAGUUAGAAGAAGAAGAAAAGUUUUUAAAUGCUGAAAGUUACUAUAAGAAAGCUCUGGCUUUGGAUGAGACUUUUAAAGACGCAGAGGAUGCUUUGCAGAAACUUCAUAAGUAUAUGCAGAAAUCUUUGGAAUUAAGAGAAAAACAAGCUGAAAAGGAAGAAAAGCAGAAAACAAAGAAAAUAGAAACAAGUGCAGAAAAGUUGCGUAAGCUCUUAAAAGAGGAGAAAAGGCUAAAGAAGAAAAGAAGAAAAUCAUCAUCUUCCUCUUCAAGUGUUUCUUCUGCUGAUGAAUCCGUUUCUUCUUCCUCAUCUUCUUCCUCUUCUAGUCACAAACGGCAUAAGAAAAGUAAGAGGAAUCGCUCAGAGUCUUCUCGCAGUUCAAAGAGGCCCUGGUCUAAGACAUCUUUGAGUCACAUAGAUCAGAAUAGGAAAGAUGACUGCUACCCAGUUCCAACUAAUACUUCAGCAUCUUUCCUUAAUCAAAAACAAGAAGUGGAGAAACUGCUGGGAAAACAGGAUAGGUUACAGUGUCCAAGCACACAGGUAAAAGAGAAAGAGCGAUGCCUUCUCACAUCUUCAGCUGAAGUGCCAGAUGACUUGGGAGGUAGGUCUGAAGACACAAGAGAUUUCUACAAUAGCUAUAAAACCCACGCAGGUAGUAGCAAAACUGAAAAGCCAUAUAAAUCAGAAAAAUAUUUCUCCAAUAGGAGAAAUUCCUUGGAUUCCUUCUGUAGGAAUUCAGAGGACAAGAUGAAAGCAUCUAGUUACAGGAGAUGUGAAAAGGACUCAGAGGGAAGAAAAGACCACUCUAGAAGGUGGGAGCCGGGGUCUGUGAAGUACUCUACUUCACCAGCAAGUUCAGACUACUCUUGGAAGUCAGUUGAAAAACACAAAAAAUACACUUACUCUGGAUCACGUGACAGUAGACAUGAGCCAAGAUAUCAGUUAAAUACAAAUCAGGGAGAACGUGCGUAUGAAAAAGAGGACAGCUAUGGGGAGGGUGACAAAACUGAGGCUCCAGAAGAGACCCUGAAUAGCAGAGAGCAACCAGAAAACAGAGUUAAGAAAAAUUUACCUCAGAAUUUACUCAAUAUAUUUAAUCAGAUAGCAGAAUUUGAGAAAGAAAAAGGAAAUAAGCCAAAAAAAUAAUUUGCUUAGAAAAUUUUCACUAAGUUUUUAGAAGUUUGGGGAUGCUUUACUCUAACAAACGGUUCUGGAUCUAAAAUUGUAGCAAAUUACAAGAAGUUUCUCAGUUUCAGUUAUCAGCCCCUCGUCAUAGUGAUGCAGGAGUGUGGGUCUGUGCAGACGUAACUCAUUCUGGGAGUUUAAGCUUUUCUCCUAAAGCUAUUUCUGAGCACUUUGUUUCUUCAUGUUUGGAGUUUAUGAGAACCCUGUGCCUAUCAUAUUUCGCUGUUGGAGAGAAAUACAUUUACAUUGAAGAGUUGGAUUGUUUUAUCAAAAAGUACUUUAUUCUCUUUUGUUAAAAAGCCCUUAGCUUCUGAGGGGAAAUAUUUUAUGGCUAAAUGUUUCAACGGUACUAUUUUAAGUCAUUUGUUUUAAGCAUUAAAAUUUUUGCACCAUUUCAUUUUUAAGUGAUAAAUUAUGACUUGAUUUACCUCUAACACCUGAUGUAAAUGGUUUGUGAAAAUUGUUUUUUUUCCAGCUUUAACAAAAUACCUUAAGAAUAAGACCAUGAAAGUUGGUUAAUCAGAGCCUGCUUUACUUAUUUCUCCAUUAUUAUUUUUACUUAAUGGUUAUGUUCAUAAGAAAAAUUUUAACUUUAAGUAUUUACAAAAUUCUUAGGGAAUUAUAGACAAGACUGAUGAGAAUAGGAAAUAACUGCUAGUAAAAAUAGCAGCAGAGAAGCACCCUGUGAAUCUGGUCACCUUCUGUCUUAACCUCGCAAAUGCUUGGGAAGUCUGUAGGCAUGUUUCUAAAUAGUGGAGGGCUGGCUUGAAGUUCCCUCUUAGUCUACUCUAUUACCUUCUCUGUUGAUGUCUUUUCUCUGAAUCAGAGCGAAGGACAGAAUCAGUUCCAGGCCUCUGCGAUAGCUCAGUAGAUAAAAGACUAUCCAAACUAAUGACCUGAGUGCAAUCCUAAGACUCAAGGCCUAGGGAGAGAACUGACUCCCAACGCGUGUCCUCAGCCAUACACAAACACAGUACACACGAACAGCUAAUGAAGGAAUCUUAGACUGCUAGAGAACAUCUCUGAAUUACUAAAAAUUGAAUAGUAGACUCUUGGGAGAUAUUAGUAGGUAUCAUAGCUGUUGUACUUAUGAUGCUCUUCAAUUAACCUUCUAGAAAGUGUAAAUAAGCACCAGGUGGCAGUGAUACGUGCCUUUAAUCCCAGCCCUCGGGAGACAGAGACAGGCGGAUCUCUGAGAGUUCAAUCAAGGUCAGCCUGGUCUACAAGAGAGCUACUUCCAGGACAGGCACCAAAGCUACACAGGAAAAAAAAAGAAUAAAUGGCAAUGAGCUUUUACUCUCUUCUUGGACAUAGGAUAGGAUCCACAACUGUAGAUGGUAGUUUCUGUCCUGCCCAAUCCUGCAGUCGUUCAGUCCCAAAGAAACACACAGAGUCUUACAUUAAUUAUAAUCUGUGUAUCUUAUUGCCCAGGCUUAUUACUUCUAGCUCUUAUAACUUAAAAUUAUCCCAUAAUUCUUACACGUGUUUAGCCAUGUAGUUUGGUACCUUUUCUCAAGCAUUCUCAUCAUGCUUCUUCUGCUUCUGGAUGUCCCACCUAUACUUCCUGCCUGGCCAAUCAGAGUUUUAUUAAUCCAAUAUGAGAGACAAAUCUUUACAGUGUACAAGAGUAUUAUCCACA
This is a messenger RNA of Microtus ochrogaster (prairie vole), 4195 nucleotides long. RefSeq names its product tetratricopeptide repeat domain 14 (gene Ttc14). The record is from RefSeq and is a predicted model, not a curated record. NCBI's taxonomy places the organism in Eukaryota, Metazoa, Chordata, Mammalia, Rodentia, Cricetidae. Gene Ontology annotation, molecular function: nucleic acid binding; protein binding.